AUGGCAGUGCCGCGGAAACGGCGUUGUAGCUCCUUGGAGCUGGGCGAGGCAGUCUCGAAGAGAUUUCGCCGUGCCCAUCAGCUGCUGCAAGCGGCCAUUGAGCCCCCCCCUCCACGAGGGCAGGAGGAGGAAGGUGCGAUGCUGGAGGUGCUACCUGCAAAAUGGCCUGGCUGUGCUGCGCGGCUUCUGUCCCUGCGCGCGGCGUCCAGGACUCUAGCGCCCAGUGAGGACAUUCCCCCCGGGACAAUAGCAGGAGCUUUGAUGCAGCCGCUUGCUCCAUGCCCGACGCAGUCUCUUCGAAUUCCGCCACCUGGCACUUUGCAGUGGGAUAUCCCCUACUCCAAGCGAGCAGCUUUUGCUUAUGGCAAGGACAUGCGAGAUGGAUGGCUAAGAUCUCGACCUCGAUACCUGGGAUAUGCUGAGUAUGCAAGCUGGCUUUCCUCCGCAGUGCCAGAUGCCGAGCUUCGGCCACCCUCGCAGAAGGAGGAGGCGGAGGCAUCAGGGCUCGAACUCUUGCGACUCCUAGCAGCGCUGAAGAUGCCAAAGAAGAAGCGUCGCGUGCCGCCGAUCUCACCAGAGGAGGAGAAGUUGGCGGAGGACGCCUUGUUUGGACAAGGCAGUGGAGACGAGGUCGUCGCCUCACGCUUCAGUGUGGAGGUGACCCGAAGGCAACUAGAAUGCCUUCGGCCGGGAGAGUGGCUGAAUGACGAAGUCAUCAACUUCUACUACAAGUUGCUGCAGGAACGGAGCAAAACAGUGGCAUCAUCGCCAAAGAGCUGGUUCACCAACUCGUUCUUCUGGCCCAAGCUCAGUGGCAACAACAAGGAAUACAACUACAAAGAAGUGAGGAGGUGGACAAUAAAGGCAAAGGUGGACAUCUUCGAAAUGGAUUACGUCAUAUUCCCGAUGAACAUUGCCGACACUCAUUGGUCGAUGGGGGCUAUCGACAUGAGGGAAAAAGGUUUUCGCUACUUCGACUCGAUGUUCAGCAAUCCGCCGUCCAACUUCGUGGCUUUCCUCCGCCGCUAUCUGGCUGACGAGCACAAGGCCAAGAAGAGCAAAGAUCUCCAAGGGGUGGACGACUGGAAGCUUUUGAUCCCUGAGCCUCCGGUGCCGCAACAGCGUAAUGGGUACGACUGUGGCGUUUUCACCUGCUUCUUUGCAGACUGCUUGUCUGCCGGGAAGUCGUUGGGAUUCGACCAGGAAGACAUGCCGACCCUGCGGAAGAGGAUCGCUGCGCGCAUCAUGAAGGCAGAUGAGAAGAACUUCCUCUGCUUGAUCUUACAGCUUGAGAUGCAUCCUGUGGAUCCCGACGUAUUGGCUGAAAAGCUGCAGCGCUUGGAGGCACUGGUGCACAAUGCUCCCGAGGUUGCAGGCUUGCGGAAGAAGGAAAAGAAGGCCGAGGCGACUCAACUUCGGAUCGAGCUUAGCAGCCAGCUCUUGGUGCCCAAGGAUGGCUCUCAGAGGGAACUCGCCAGCAGUCUCCAAAAAGUUUGCGAAGUGAUGGAUCGCAUGUGCAAGCAGUCCAGGAAGAAGACCGAAGGCAGUCCGGCGCCGAGCCCUGGCUGGAGUCCUGCGGCGAGUCCGAACGAGAGUCCGGCGGUUAGCCGCCGUGGAAGUCUCGGAAGCGAGGAGGACCCCGCGAAAGCGAACCAAGCCAUCCGUCAAAGCACGACCGGCCUGGGAAUCAGGCGAUACCUGUCUAGUUUCCUUUCACGCAGGAACUCCGAGCCGACGCAAGAGCCCUUCGUGCUCCAGGUUCAUGAGGGUCUGGCAAGAUCUGGGACUGCCAUGCACCUGAUCCCGGCCAGCGGCUUCCAAGCGAUAGCUGUGCUGUUGGGAGUCGUCGGCUGGCAAUGCUUGGCCGCAGCCUCAAGUGUGGUAGCGGCGAACACGCGAAGUCUUCGCGCAGAUGCUGAGCCAGAAUCUCCCAGAGAGCUCUCGGCACAGAGUCCGGCAGCAGACAGAGUGCCGUUCUACCUCACUGCCCGACACAGCUAUCCUUACCCCGCCUGGUCCGCAUGGCACGGACAUAAGCAGCUCCAGUCCGAGUCGCUCGCCGCAUUGCAUGAUGUGGAGCAGAACCAGUCUACAUGGAUCCUGCCGCACAAGCUUAGGACCUCUGUAAGGAAUCACGACAGCAUCCUGCUGGAGGUGGAGGAACAGCAGUUCUUAGUCACUGUUCUGGGGCGAUGGAGUCGAUUCAUUCAAGUCAUGGACCUGUCCACGGGUCAGCAGUGGUCGAAGCGGACCCGUGCCUCAGACCCAGAAGGCGACCCACUUGACAACUUGAACCAUGUUUACACGGUGCUUGUUGACAAGCUGGGUGGUGCUGGCAAGGAGGUGUGGCUCCCGUGCGGCUUUCGAGGCGACCAGGUCAACCGGGAGUAUUCCAUCAAGUAUAUGCGGAUCUUGGAUUUGGAGACCCUCGAACUGCGAACGGGCCCAAAGCUGCCCUUUGCCGGCGGAGCCUGCACUGCGGAGGCUCUGGAGAUAAUUCCGGAUGAGCCGCCCAUGAUUUGCAGCUUCGGUGGAACGGAUGGCCACCAUAAUUCAGGCAUCUUCCAGCCAUAUGCUACGUGCUACGACCGCCUGCGUGAGCGAUUCUGGUUCCCUUUCGGGAAGAUGCCAUACGGCAUGGAUCAUGCUAGCAUCGUGGUAACUCCAGCUGGGGCCUGUGGUGAGCAGAAUCGGUCUGUGAUCAUUUUGAACUACCGCAUAGUUCCUUAUGGCAGCCAGCGUCCAGAAAUGCUGGCUCACGAUCUGCCAGAAGACGGGUGGACAGCAGAGGAGCUGUCUCAAAUAUCCAUGGAGGAUCCAGGAGAAUGGUACAUCUACCACAACGCUUCGUUCACGCCAGCUGAUCCUUGCAAUUCGCCUCGUGAUGCGAGUGGGAUGGCCACCGCCAAUGGUGGCAGGUUGAUGUUGAACUUCGGUGGCAUAUACUACACGCACGACAAAAACGGACACCCUGUCGGACACCGCUUCAGUGCCAUCCGUAGUUUCGAUAUCUGCGACAAGAGCUGGACAAUCGAGGGAGACCUCGGAAUGGAUACUUUCGCAUUGCAAACAGCGGCCAGCCAGAAGCUUCAAAUUGCAGUGACCUGCGGGGGCGAGUCGGUGGAGAGGUUCUUAAAUCGGAACGGAAAUCAGCCGUGGUGCAUUGUUCACCGUCCACGACACGACCUUGUUUUGGCCAAUCGUCAUGGCGAAGCCGCCACCCACGGAUUUCCUUCAGGGUUCGUGCCCGGCAAGGUGCAGGCUGCCAGCAAGUCAAGCAUUCUCGCCCCUGUCCCGACCACGACCACUGCGACCACUACGACCACUACGACCACUACGACGACGACACCCGCGACACCCACUACACCCACGACCACGACCCCCACGACCUCGACGACAGCAGAUGGCAACACCACGACCACGGAGGAUGCAGGCGACCACGCAGACGAUGGGAAGCUGCCGAGCUCGGCCAUCGCUGGCACUGUCUCUUCCGCCGUGCUUGGACUCGCCGCGAUUCAGCUUUUGCCUUUGCUCAUGGGGUGA
Symbiodinium sp. CCMP2456 is the source of this 3543-nucleotide messenger RNA. The record is from the annotation of a GenBank genome assembly. Lineage: Eukaryota; Dinophyceae; Suessiales; Symbiodiniaceae.